GGUCCAGGGGGCCCAGCCCUAUAAAAACACAGGCGAGGGUCUCUCCCCCGACAUUGAUUAUACUGGAUCUGUCCCACCUCAGUACCGUCUAGAGUAACCCCCGAGGGAGAAGCAGCAGCCAUGAACACUCAACAGAUGGAGCAGAUGGGCCAGUUUAAGAUCACAGUCUGGGAGGAAGAGAACUUCCAGGGAAAGCGCUGUGAGUUCAUGCUGGAGUGCCAGAACAUCAUGGAGAGGGGCUUCAACAAGAUCCGCUCCAUCAAGGUGGAGAAUGGACCCUGGGUGGGUUAUGAGUACCCUGAGUUCCAGGGACAGCAGUUCAUCCUGGAGAAGGGAGACUAUCCUCGCUACGAGGCCUGGAGCGGAAAUAGCAGCUACAGAACCGAGCACCUGCUUUCCUUCAGACCCAUCAAGUGUGCUAACCACAGUGACAGCAAGGUGACCAUGUAUGAGUGUGAAGACUUCCAGGGCCGUAAGUUUGAGCUGUGCGAUGACUACCCAUCCCUACAGGCCAUGGGCUGGUGCAGCAAGGAGGUUCCCUCUAUCAAAGUCAACUCAGGAGCCUGGGUUGCCUACCAGUUCCCUGGUUACCGUGGCUACCAGUACAUCCUGGAGAGAGAUAGACACCAAGGCGAGUACAGAAACUACAAUGAGUACAGCACCCAGGCUCACACCAACCAGGUGCAGUCCAUUCGUAGGAUCCAGCACUAAGCCUCCACACUGCCGGCCUGACCCCACCUGAAAAAGAAAGAAAAAACCCCUCCCCAUAAUCGCGCUCUCAACUUGAACCCUGGACAGAUCGCUGUCACAGAACAGUAGAUGGACAAACUCUUUCUAUCACUCUGUGGCUCUGCAUGUAUGGAUAUCUAAGUACCUACUUCUACUAUCAUGCUGAAGCAUGUUCUUGAAAUUCUUGAAAUAGGAAAUAAAGGCUUUUCUUCAAAACUAGACACUGUUUGUCGGUAUUCUUUUUUUUUCUUUUUUUUACAUGAAAGUUUAUCAACCCAAAUAGAAUAAAUGGAAAUGAAGAGCUCAGAGAAACUGGCUGUAAUACUCGACUUCUACUAAGCUAUUAAUCUGUACCUGCAGUUAGACUGCAGGUGUCCAAGCAUUGCAAAACCUUUGUAGCUCUAUGAAGAAGUUGUUCUCAGAGGCAGGUUUUGCUUUGUGUUUAUUUGAAGUGCAUAUUUGGCCUUUCAGUGAACAUCCCUGGAAAGAUUUGAUUCUGUUAGGCUUUAGGAUGUAUAAUGUUGUUCUUGUCAUACUGUAUUCUUAUUUCCAAUAAACAAGAGCACAAGAUCA
Molecule: messenger RNA, 1302 nt
Organism: Neolamprologus brichardi
Lineage: Eukaryota; Metazoa; Chordata; Actinopteri; Cichliformes; Cichlidae
Gene: cryba2b
Product: crystallin, beta A2b
Biological process (GO): visual perception; lens development in camera-type eye
Molecular function (GO): structural constituent of eye lens
Source: RefSeq, a predicted model, not a curated record